Molecule: messenger RNA, 390 nt
Organism: Colletotrichum truncatum
Lineage: Eukaryota; Fungi; Ascomycota; Sordariomycetes; Glomerellales; Glomerellaceae
Product: CVNH domain-containing protein
Source: RefSeq, a predicted model, not a curated record
AUGAAGCUUAUCCACAUCGCCACUACUGCGAGUCUUUGGUUUUUCAACUGCGCCGCUGCCCGGCAGUGUCCUCUCGAGUCAGACUGUAUCCAGAACUUAUGCACAAAUUUCACAUAUGAGAACGGCAUGAAACACAAACUUUCAGUUGAGAAGCCGAUUGUCCUGACAGCUCGGUGUAAAAAUGACGCCAACGAAGACAUAAUCACCUCACUCGACCUUACCAAAUGUAUCGCGAACGUUGAUGGCCUACUGAAAUGGGCCGAAGGGUUAGAGAGCGAAGAUAGUUAUCUUCGGCUGCAGUGUGAAAAGUGCCCAAAGAAGCUUUCAUUUUUCAGGGGAACCAUGUGGUCGUGGUUGGACCUCUGUAAGUAUCCGUACGAGCACCUUUGA